Molecule: messenger RNA, 3116 nt
Organism: Onychomys torridus (southern grasshopper mouse)
Lineage: Eukaryota; Metazoa; Chordata; Mammalia; Rodentia; Cricetidae
Gene: Cxxc5
Product: CXXC finger protein 5
Exons: 3
Coding region: 1185-2150 (321 amino acids)
Cellular component (GO): nucleus
Molecular function (GO): zinc ion binding; methyl-CpG binding
Source: RefSeq, a predicted model, not a curated record
GCCUGUGGGCAGGAGGUCCUUAGGGACCUGGGAGGGCAUCAGCCUUUUCCUGGGUCUAAAGGUGAUGACAUAGCCACAAAGGCAGGUUUAGAAGAAGCCCAGGGACUAGGCCAUGAAGACCAGUUUUGCAUAUCUGCUGUCUUGAGUUUGAGGACUGUCGCCCCUGUGGCCCAUCCCCGUGUGUAUCUCCCCCACCUGCAGUUUCCAGGGCUGACAAACCACAGUAUUCUGCCUGCGGUAUCUGUUCAGUGACAUAUCACGUUCUCUGUCCCGAGCGCAGUGUGCCUUAGGACCUGAGGGACUGUGAAAGCAGGUGGUCCCUGGGAGAGCCGAAGUGAGAGAGGAGCAAAAUUCCAGGAGGGGGACCAGAGAUGAAUAGAACGCAAGGCCUGUUCCCAACAUGUAAAGACUGGAGCUGGGGACAAAGCAGGAGCUCUGCCCAAGCGAGGAAGCACCAGCCCUGAACCAUGCUGCUUGCUGCUGUGUUGAAGGGAGCUGACUUCUAAUUGACCUGCCGGCCCUGCACGCAGCUCCUGGAGCUGGUGGAGGGAGGGAGAGCUUGAGCAAGCAAGAGCAGCCGUUAAUGCGGCUAUCGAUUCCUGCCACCAGGCAGCAGGCCUUAGAGGCGGGGGACACAUGGGCUUUGGCUCCUGUCGCUUCAGCCUGUAGAUCUAUCUCUUCCUUCUUCCCUGUCUCUGUAGUUGGGGCUGCUGCUGUGUUGGGGCCCCCGGGCGAGGAAGUUGAACUCAAGAGCUGGAAGAGGUGACUUUGGUGCUUUCUGACUUUUGUCUGUCAGCACACACACACACACACAUCCCCACCUCCAUCCCCCACAUCCCCGACUCUGCACACCCAGGGUCAUUAGUGCCAAAGAGGGAUCACUGGUCUCUAAGGAAGAAGGUCUGGAAAGGUGAUCUAGGCUGGCCCUUGGAGGUGAGGUGAGAUCCCACAAAAUCCUCAGGUAGAUUGAUGGUCCUCUUCCUCUUACCGGCCUGACCUCCGACCAAGCCUUCCUAGGAUUGUCCAGAGUAAACACGUUUCCACGAGGACACCGGACCAUGUGCCUGCCCUGACUGAGGCUCACCAGGCAUCUCUCUUGCGGGCAGCAGGGUUCCACACUCAUCUGUGAGGCCCCAGCAGUUUGUAGGCUCUCCCAGCAGUGGGGUCUGGGCCUGGGCCCCAUCAUGUCGAACCUCGGCGGUGGCUCCCAGGACACCGGUGGUGGUGGUGGCAGUGGCGGUGGCGGCGGCGGCGGCAGCAAUAGCAGCAGUGGCAGUGGCCCAAAGGCAGGAGGAACAGACAAAAGUACCACAGUGGCCGCGGCUGCACCAGCCUCGGUGGCAGAUGACGCCCCACCCCCGGAGCGUCGGAACAAGAGUGGCAUCAUCAGCGAACCCCUCAACAAGAGCCUACGUCGCUCCCGCCCGCUCUCCCACUACUCUUCCCUUGGUAGCAGUGGCGGCAGCGGAAGCAUGCUAGGGGGGGAGUCUGCUGACAAGGCAGCCGCAGCCGCAGCCUCCCUGUUGGCCAAUGGUCAUGACCUGGCUGCGGCCAUGGCCGUGGACAAAAGCAACCCUACCUCAAAGCACAAAAGUGGUGCUGUGGCCAGCCUGCUGAGCAAGGCGGAGCGGGCCACAGAGCUGGCAGCCGAGGGACAGCUGACGCUGCAGCAGUUCGCACAGUCCACAGAGAUGCUAAAGCGCGUGGUGCAGGAACACCUGCCGCUGAUGAGUGAGGCGGGCGCCGGCCUGCCCGACAUGGAGGCUGUGGCCGGUGCCGAAGCCCUCAAUGGCCAGUCCGACUUCCCCUACCUGGGCGCCUUCCCCAUCAAUCCAGGCCUCUUCAUCAUGACCCCAGCGGGUGUGUUCCUGGCGGAGAGUGCGCUGCACAUGGCCGGCCUGGCCGAGUACCCCAUGCAGGGAGAGCUGGCGUCUGCCAUCAGCUCAGGCAAGAAGAAGCGGAAACGCUGCGGCAUGUGUGCGCCCUGCCGGCGGCGCAUCAACUGCGAGCAGUGCAGCAGUUGUAGGAACCGAAAGACUGGCCAUCAGAUUUGCAAAUUCAGAAAGUGUGAGGAACUCAAAAAGAAGCCUUCCGCUGCUCUGGAGAAGGUGAUGCUUCCGACGGGAGCCGCCUUCCGGUGGUUUCAGUGACGGCCGGGAACCCAAAGCUGCCCUCUCCGUGCAAUGUCACUGCUCGCGUGGUCUCCGGCAAGGGAUUCGGGCGAAGACAAACGGAUACACCCGUCUUUAGAACCAAAAAUAUUCUCUCACAGAUCUCAUUCCUGUUUUUAUAUAUAUAUAUUUUUUGUUGUCAUUUUAACAUCUCCACGUCCCUAGUAUAAAAAGAAAAAGAAAAAAAAAAAUUUAACUGCUUUUUCAGGAGAAGAACACAACAAAAGAGGUAAAGACGAAUCUAUAAAGUAACGAGAGUUCCUGGGCAAAGAAUGGACAAUCAGUCUCCUUCCUGUGUCGAUGUCGAUGUUGUCUGUGCGGGAGAUGCCGUUUUGUGUAGAGAAUGUAAAUUUUCUGUAACCUUUUGCAAUCUAGUUACUAAUAAGCACUACUGUAAUUUAGCACAGUUUUAACUCCGUUCUCAUCUUAAACUUCCUUUGAUUCUUUCCAACCAUGAAAUAGUGCAUAGUUUGCCUGGAGAAUCCACUCACGUUUAUAAAGAGAAUGUUGAUGGCACCGUGUAGAAGCCCCUCUGUAUCCAUCCACAUGUGCAGAGCUACAGCCAGAGCCCACUGGGACUGGGAGUUCCUGGCCCAGGCCCGGCCAAGUUGCACCCGCCGUCCCCUGGCUGGGAUCCCCCACUCCAACAAGUGACGGAUUUUGGAGAGAUGAAAAUUCUGUUCGCUGAUCCGCUGAGAUCUGGGGAGCCCGCAUCUCAAUCCUGGCUACUUCCCCUAGAGAAAAUAAGCCCUCUUUUUCAGCCUUGCUCAGAGCGGCAGAAGGAAGGGCUUCUCUGCGUGGCCCCCUACCUACUGGUAGGGGUGGGUGCCCAGGGGGGCUCCCUGCCUGUGGCCAGCUCCCUGCUGAGGAAACAUGCUGUUUGUAUUGUUUUAGGAGACCAGGCUGUUUUGUGAAUAAAACUGAAUGCAUGUUUGUGUCAUGAUA